AAAAAAAAAAAUCAUCAGUGAAAUAAUCGAGGUUAUUGCCAGGGGGUUUACCCAGUCACGUCAUUGUCGAGUUUCGUCGGACACAAAAACGGCACGAUCGCCCGAGCACGAUUUAUUAGCGUGAACUUCCGCAUAGUGGGAAGACUUCAAUGCUCGGCGUUUGACAGGUAGGGGCUUGCGCAACUAGAACUCUCUCGUCCGAUGCGAGUGCCGGUGCGAGAUCGCAACACUCUGCAGCUCUCCACGGAUCAUUUUGGCGUCAUUCAUCUUGCACUCAAAAGGUGUCUUGUGUAGCUAGCUGUGCAGUUUAUCUCAUCUUCCUCUUGAAACAACGACGGGAGUCUACCGUUUCCACCACUCUAAGUUCGUCAUGAUGACCUCUCCGGCUCGUGGGAUUUUAGUGCUUGUUUUCGUCUUGCACGCUGCGUCGUGCCAGAACCAGGAUACGAAUGACGUCAUGCUUGCGUCAGACUUCGACGACAAUAACCCGUCCACUGAUGAGUUAAUCACUGAGCUUGAAAACGUGACUUCUGGAAAUGACACAGAAAGCUACUGCCAAAGUUUCUGGUCUGAGGAUCCGAAUAUCGGUGAGAACUUGACGUGGCCCGAAGCAUACGCUGGAAGUACCGUCGGCGUCGUCCUACAAGACAGCAUAUGCGGGGCUCAAGUUUUCAGAGACUGCAUGGAAGGAGGCCAGUGGAGUGAAAUUCACACUAUUGACCCAUCGGAAUGCCUUGCCGAUACAGUUUUCAAGAUACUGGUCUUUAUCGGUUUUGGAGUGUCGCUCGUUGCUUGCGUGACUGCUUUUGCUAUCUUCACUAUGACAAGGUCCUCACUCCGUGGACUCACACACUAUCAGUACCACAUCCACUGGAAUCUCAUUACAUCCUUCAUACUCUACCCAGUCGUGUUGCUCAUAGUCAUCGGUUUGAAGACUACCAAUGUGCAGCCACCUUUGUGGCUUUGGAACCUCCUUACCGUCUUACUGGGCUACUUCGUCUUGGCUAAUUUCUUCUGGAUGCUAGUGGAAGGUCUGGUCCUCUUCGUGCUCGUAGCCACUGCUUUUCCCGGCUCCCAGCGAGGCAGGGCGUUCGUCAAGUGGUGCCUUAUUGGAUGGGGUAUUCCUGCUGUACUCAUGACCGCAUGGAUAAUUGCCGAGAGAGCUCUGACACCAGAAGGCAGCGACUUCAUUUUACAAAUAAAUAAAGCCGACGCUGCAAACUACGGCUGUUUGACAGGCCCGGUCUUUCUUGCUUUGGUGAUUAACGGACUUGUUCUGAUUGUUGUCAUGAGAAUCCUAUGGCAGAAACUACGAGAUGACGCUAGGAAUACCACGCGCUAUUCGCGUGAGAGAUCCUCGUGGCGAGCAGCCAAGUCGACGUUCGUGAUCCUGAUCCUGCUGGGCGUCUACUACGCGUUGCCGAUCCUGGUCUUUAGCUUCGACCCACCGUUCCUCGUUAAGUACGUAAUCAGCAAGAUCGGCAACAUCGUCAACUCGUUCCAGGGUCUGGCCGUGUGCACUCUGUAUGUCUUCUGCAAUGCCGAGGUACGUGAACAGGUUCGCCGAGCCCUCAGGAACUGCCAUCGGAGGUUCCGCAACAGGACAAACCUGACCUUCUCCACGCGCUUGUCGUCUCCGAGCAUGAGCAGGAGCGCCACCCCGCGCCACAGCAAGUCGCAUUCCUCCAGCGAGGGUAGCGCCACCAAGCGGCCGAGCACCAGCGGGGCCGAGGUUGAGGCCGCCGAGAUGGCCGUAUUAGCCGAGGAGAUGACCCCGCAACCGAGGCGGCAGACAUACUUGGUGAUGGAGCCGCUACUCGAAGAACCUAGCGAGUGUGGACGCGGGGAUUCGGGACCUGCUGAUGUCUAGCCAAACAAAA
This is a messenger RNA of Patiria miniata (bat star), 1880 nucleotides long. RefSeq names its product corticotropin-releasing factor receptor 2-like. Gene Ontology annotation, cellular component: plasma membrane. Gene Ontology annotation, molecular function: peptide hormone binding; G protein-coupled peptide receptor activity. NCBI's taxonomy places the organism in Eukaryota, Metazoa, Echinodermata, Asteroidea, Valvatida, Asterinidae. The transcript is spliced from 12 exons. Gene Ontology annotation, biological process: cell surface receptor signaling pathway; adenylate cyclase-modulating G protein-coupled receptor signaling pathway. Bases 371 to 1870 code for a protein of 499 amino acids. The record is from RefSeq and is a predicted model, not a curated record.